UCCGGAGCACUGUGCCAGUCUGAGGAGUACUGGUCAGACGCCAUGGAGGUGGUGCUGGUCUUUCUGUGUGGCCUGCUGGCCCCCGUGGUCCUGGCCAGUGCAACUGAAAAGGAGGAAGAAAUGGACCCUUUUCACUAUGACUACCAGACCCUGAGGAUUGGGGGAUUGGUGUUUGCUGUGGUCCUCUUCUCGGUUGGCAUCCUCCUUAUCCUAAGUCGCAGGUGCAAGUGCAGCUUCAAUCAGAAGCCCCGGGCUCCAGGGGACGAAGAAGCCCAGGGGGAGAACCUCAUCACCGCAAAUGCAACGGAGCCCCAGAAGGCAGAGAACUGAAGUGCAGCCCUCAGGUGGGAAGCCUCCGGAACCCGAAGGCAGCUGCUUGAACUUUUAGAUGCAAAUGUUGAUGCUUAAGAAAACCGGCCACUUCAGCAAACAGAUCUUUCCCCAGGAGAAGCCAAGAACGUGUGUGUCGCCCUGCACCCGUCCCCAUCCCCUCUAACUCAGUUCCUCGACUUAAAGAUGCAAUUACACUUGCCUCCCCCACCUGCAGCCUGCAGUCUCGUCCCUUCCUGUGAUGUGUCCGUGUGUCCAUGUGCAUUUGCUGACUGUGGUCUUUGUGGCUACUUGUUCGUGGGUGAUGCUGUGUUAGUGAACUGUGGACUCACUUUCCUGGGCAGGAGCUGAGCCAUGUUGCCAUCAGCUCCUCCCUGCCCGCCCCCCAUGCCCUCCAUCGCCUCCCGCUCCUCCUCGAAGUCUGCUUUUUCCCUGAGAGACCAGUCCCUUCUCUUGAUGUAGGGGUGGGUGUAGGGUAGGAGCACGGGCAGGACCUGGGAAGGUUUGCAUCAUCCCCUUCCUUGUCAUUCCUCAUGGGCUGUCUCUUCUUUCACAAGAACCUCGCUUCCAUAUUCCAUGCUGACCCGAGUCUGCUCUGAAGGUCUCUUAGCAGUUGGAGUUUCGAAGCAAGGUGCUGGCAAGCCAGUUUCGCCUUCAGGCAGGCUACAUCCUGUCAUGGUCAUUUUCCUCUUGGGGCAUCUGCCGUGGAGUCCCCAUAUGGCCUGCCCCUUCACAGAGCACCCACGGAUUCCAGGCCCAGGGCUUCUAGUCUGCCCCUGGGGAAUGUGCCCCUUGCAUAUCUUCUCAGCAAUAACCCCAUGGGCUCUGGAACACUACCCCCCUCCAGCCUUCCCUGCUCUUGAGACCUCUACAGCCCAGCUUGUCCGGACUCAGUCUCCCAUCCCUGAAGCGGGGUCUCUGGCAGGCAAUGGCUGAUGGUUCCCAUUGUGUUGGGGCCAGCACGCUGGGAUAGGCAGCGGGUGGGUGGCGGGGGGUGUCUUUGCUUCUCUAUCCACAUCCCACUGGUCAGGCAGCAACACCUUCUACAUCCUUUGCUGUGCCUGUCAGUGGUCAGAAUGGUGACCGUGCUGCAGGUUAGAAACCCAGCAGGCUCCAUGCAGCCCUGCUGCAGAGGGAACAACAAGAGGUUGAAGGUCAUAAAGAGAGUGGGAACUCAAGCCAGAUCCCGCCCCUCCUGUCCCUUGUGUUCCCGUGGAAACUAGCCAAACCGUGCCGCUGUGACCAGGACCGCUGUUCUCUGUAUUGUGAUCUAUCCUCUCAACAGAAAAAAGGAAUAAAAUAUCAUUUGUUUCCUAGUG
This is a messenger RNA of Galeopterus variegatus (Sunda flying lemur), 1649 nucleotides long. RefSeq names its product FXYD domain containing ion transport regulator 6 (gene FXYD6). The transcript is spliced from 8 exons. Gene Ontology annotation, molecular function: sodium channel regulator activity. The record is from RefSeq and is a predicted model, not a curated record. Lineage: Eukaryota; Metazoa; Chordata; Mammalia; Dermoptera; Cynocephalidae. Gene Ontology annotation, cellular component: membrane. Bases 43 to 330 code for a protein of 95 amino acids. Gene Ontology annotation, biological process: regulation of sodium ion transmembrane transporter activity.